AUGCCGUCUCCGCCAGUCAAUUACAUGUCGCCGCCGCCGCCGCAAGCGGCGGCACCCGCGCCGUCGCCGGAAGCGGGGGUGAGCGCGGCGGUAGUGGCGGGCGCGGUGGCGGGGGGAGCGCUGUUGCUGGUGACGCUGGUGGUGGGGCUGCUGUGCUUCUUCUAUUUCGUAGUUAAUCGGCGGGAGGAGGAGGAAGAGCGAUACCCGCGCGGCAGCACGUCCGACUUCUACGCGCUGAAAGGCAACGGCAUGUACGGAGAGAGCUUCUACACCACAGCAUCCGGCCAGGGAGGGUCGGGUUACCCUAUGUUACCACCGCCCAACCCAUAUGCGGUGGUCCCUAUCGGUUCCCACAUGAUGCUCCCCCCAGACGACCCUUCCGCCGGUUCCGCCUCUGCUUCCGCCGCCGCCGCCGCUGCCACGGGGAUGGGCAUGGGGAUGGGGAUGGGGGCGGUUGCAGCAGGCGCGGGGGGCGCAGGCGCGAGCAGCAGGGGGCAGGAUAACCAGCAGAAUCAAAUGCAUUCGCAAUCCUGGUUUUCUUAUGCGGAGCUAGAGCAGGCAACUGGGGGAUUCGCGCGCACGAAUCUUCUAGGGGAGGGAGGGUUUGGGAAGGUGUACAAAGGGGUGGUGAGGGAUGGGAAGGAAGUUGCGGUGAAGGUGCUGACGAUUGGGGGAGGGCAGGGGGAGAAGGAGUUUAGGGCGGAAGUGGAGAUUAUUAGUAGGGUGCACCAUAGGUAUCUGGUGACGCUGCUGGGGUACUGCAUAGGAGGCGAUCAGCGGCUGUUGGUGUAUGAAUUCGUGCCGAAUGGGACUUUGGACGAAGCGUUGCAUGGCAAGAACGCGCCAGUGAUGAGCUGGGCUUUAAGAAUGAAGGUGGCCAUAGGAGCGGCUAAAGGGCUGGCCUACCUGCACGAGGACUGCCAUCCGCGCAUCAUUCAUCGCGAUAUCAAGUCGUCCAACAUCCUGCUCGACCAGCAGUACGAGGCACAGGUGGCGGACUUCGGACUGGCCAAGCUGGCGACUGAAGGAGCCACUCACGUGUCGACACGUGUCAUGGGGACGUUCGGGUACCUGGCACCAGAGUACGCCAUGAGUGGCAAGCUCACAGACAAGUCGGACGUGUUUUCUUUCGGGGUGGUGCUGCUGGAGCUCGUCACGGGCCGCAAACCCGUGGACACGACACAGCCGCCUGGCAAGGAGAGCCUAGUGGAAUGGUCCCGCCCGCUGCUAGCGAGCAACCAGGUGGACGUGCUGGUGGAUGCGCGGCUAGAAGGGCAGUAUGACGAGGAGGAGAUGGAGCGGGCGAUUGCCACGGCUGCUCUCUGUGUUCGGCACUCCGCCAACCUACGACCCAAGAUGGGGCAGGUUGUUCGGCUGUUGGAGGGCAGUGGCAGUGUGAACGACAUGCGGACGGCAUCAGCACCGGGGCAGAGCACCAUGUUCAACGACCACCCCUUCGGAGGCCCCACUCAGGACUUUGAUUCCGCCAUGUAUUCCGCUGAGAUGCGCCAACAGUACAUGAUGCCACAUCAGCAGUCGCUGACUCAUCAGUCCUCGUCGCUGACUCAUCAGCAGUCGUUUGAGCAUCAGGAGCAGUACGGGGGAGAGAGCGGGUAUGGUACGGACAAUGGGUUUGAAGGUGGCUACGCCGGUGGUUCGGCGGUGGGUGGUUCGGCGAUGGGAGGUUCGGCGGCGGGAGGUCCGGCGAGUGGAAGGGGGUUCGUGCCUGGAAGCAGCCGCUUUGUGGGCCAGCCUUUGGAAACGAUUCCUUCCAACCCCAACAGCGCCGAGUUCACUGACAGAAGCAGAGAGCAGUACUGA
Closterium sp. Naga37s-1 is the source of this 1821-nucleotide messenger RNA. The record is from the annotation of a GenBank genome assembly. Lineage: Eukaryota; Viridiplantae; Streptophyta; Zygnematophyceae; Desmidiales; Closteriaceae.